CCACGUUUUACAGAAAAAGCCAAUCCAAGUGUAUGUAUGUAUGUAUGUCGGGCAUGCACCUUUAACCCUCUCCCUCUCCCUCUCCCCUCUCUCUCUCUACGCUCCUCCGAUAAUUUCUUCGAUAUCCUGCUUGCAUCGUUCUUUCCGAGCUCACUCUCAAUGGAGGCGUUGUCGCUUGGGUCUUUUCGGAAGCCUUCGCUGCUGCACCACUCGCUCCCGCCCGCUCUCCCGCCCGCCAAAUUUCGCAUGCUAGUUACUGCAUCAAAUUUUUUAGAAUGCAAAGGUCUCAGCAAUGUAGAGAGACUGAAUGCCAGGCAGAAUUUGAUGAUGCACAGCCAUUCCCAAAUUGGUCAGAGUAAUUUCAUGUUAAAUCCUAGGCUUAACUUCAAGUGUCUAGUUAAAUCAACUCCUGGACAUCCUCUUGAAUCCGAACCUUCCGGAAGCCCUUGGAAGUCUGUGCAGCUUGCAUUGGAUGCUUUCUACAGGUUUUCACGGCCCCACACAGUUAUCGGAACAGUAUUGAGCAUAAUCUCAGUUUCACUCCUUGCAGUUGAGAAUGUGUCAGAUUUUUCUCCUGCAUUCUUUUCAGGCGUGUUGGAGGCCAUUGUUGCUGCCUUUUUUAUGAACAUUUACAUUGUGGGUUUAAACCAACUAUGCGACAUAGACAUAGACAAGGUGAACAAACCUUAUCUUCCAUUAGCAUCCGGGGAAUAUUCGGUUCCAACUGGUGUGAUGAUCAUUUCUUCCUUUGCCAUCUUGAGUUUUUGGGUGGGAGCUAUUGUUGGUUCAUGGCCAUUGUUUUGGGCUCUUUUCAUCAGCUUCAUACUUGGUACUGCUUAUUCUAUUAAUGUGCCGUUUUUUAGGUGGAAGAGAUUUGCGGUUGUUGCAGCAAUGUGCAUAUUCGCUGUGCGAGCAGUAAUUGUACAGAUAGCAUUUUAUUUGCAUGUGCAGAUGCAUGUGUACAGCCGGCCUCCCGUCCUGACGAAGCCAGUGAUUUUUGCAACUGCAUUCAUGAGCUUCUUCUCAGUUGUCAUUGCAUUGUUUAAGGACAUACCGGAUAUUGUUGGGGACAAGAUAUAUGGAAUCCAAUCUUUUACUGUUCGUUUGGGCCAAGAGAGGGUCUUCUGGAUCUGCAUUUUACUUCUUGAAAUUGCAUAUGCUGUUGCUAUUUUAGUAGGAGCAGCAUCCUCAUCCAUUUGGAGCCGAUGGACAACGGUUGUUGGGCACAUUCUGCUGGGAUUCUUGUUGUGGAGCAGCGCAAAAUCGAUUGACUUGAACAACAAAGCAUCAAUAACAGCCUUCUACAUGUUCAUAUGGAAGCUCUUUUAUGCCGAAUACCUCCUCAUUCCUCUCAUUAGGUAAAUAAAAAUACAUAUAUCUAAGCUGCUGAGGUAAAUGGCUCUAUCCCGACUUCAGUCUUUUUUAAUUUACUAUGGGGACUCAGUCAAUUAGUGAAUUCGUCAGCUGUACAUUGCACAUUUACAUUCUCUUGAGCUAUUUCCUUUCUCUGUUUUCUCAAUAAUCUGAAAAGGUGUAGACAUUCCAUCCCAUAAUUUGCUUUGCUACAUAAUAAAUAAUUCAUUACUUCA
Andrographis paniculata is the source of this 1589-nucleotide messenger RNA. Its product is annotated as homogentisate phytyltransferase 1, chloroplastic-like. Gene Ontology annotation, molecular function: prenyltransferase activity. NCBI's taxonomy places the organism in Eukaryota, Viridiplantae, Streptophyta, Magnoliopsida, Lamiales, Acanthaceae. The transcript has 12 exons. Bases 37 to 1362 code for a protein of 441 amino acids. Gene Ontology annotation, cellular component: membrane. The record is from RefSeq and is a predicted model, not a curated record.